AUGUUACUAUGGCAACUAAUAAUUGCCGGUGUAGCAGUCCAUCUGAUCCUGUUUUAUUCCAUUUUUGAUAUUUACUUUACAUCACCCCUGGUCCAUGGAAUGACACCGCACAAAUCAGAGUUCCCCCCUCCUGCUAAACGCCUCGUUCUGUUUGUUGCUGAUGGCCUGAGAGCAGAUAAAUUCUAUCAAGUCGAUCAGGAUGGUAAAUCCAUGGCUCCUUAUUUAAGGAGUAUAAUAGAAACGAGAGGAUCAUGGGGUGUCUCCCAUACUAGAGUACCAACUGAAACACGGCCAGGCCAUGUGGCUUUGAUAGCUGGCUUCUAUGAAGAUGUCAGUGCAGUGGCUAAAGGGUGGAAAGAGAAUCCAGUAGAAUUUGAUUCAGUAUUUAAUGAGAGUAGAUAUACAUGGUCUUGGGGCAGCCCUGAUGUUUUACCCAUGUUCUCUAAAGGUGCCAGCGGAGACCAUGUGUAUGUAAAUUGUUAUUCAGCAGAAUUAGAAGAUUUUGGUGCUUCAGAUACAGACAUGAGAAGAUUGGAUACCUGGGUUUUUGAUAGGGUUAAGGAGUUUUUUGAGGCUGCUAGAAAAGAUGAAGAAUUACAGUUUAAAUUAAACCAGGAUAAAGUUGUGUUUUUUCUUCAUCUACUUGGUUUAGAUACAACAGGUCAUACUCAGAAACCGUAUUCACAAGCAUAUUUUAAGAAUAUAGAGUAUGUUGAUACUGGUAUUAAAGAUAUAGAGGAGUUGAUAGAAACAUAUUAUAACCAUGAUGGACAGACAGCAUAUAUCAUGUCUGCAGACCAUGGCAUGACAGAUUGGGGUUCACAUGGUGCUGGACAUCCAAGUGAAACAUUGACCCCAUUAGUAGCCUGGGGGGCAGGGGUACGUGGACCCCAGACACAGGAAAGGUGUGGCCAAUUUCAGGAUAAAUUCUGUCAAGAAUGGGGAUUAAAUCAUUUAGAAAGAACAGAUGUGGAACAGGCUGAUAUAACUCCAUUAAUGUCCUAUUUAAUUGGUGCUGCUUUUCCUUUAAAUUCUGUGGGUAGUCUACCAGUCGACUAUUUAAAUUUAACAAAAUGGCAGAAAGCUGAGGCAUUAUAUUCCAACGCUCGACAGAUCAUGGAACAAUUUGAUGUAAAAAUGGAGCAAGUUAAAGAAAGUUCCUUUUCUGCCACAUUCCAAUAUUUCAAAGACCUUACUCCUACUAAAAAGUUGAAUGCUUUAAGAAAUUUGAAAACCCUGAUAAAAGCUGGCCAACAUGAACAAGCAAUAUCAGAAGGACAAGAAUUAAUUCAGACUAUUUUACAAGGUUUAAAUUAUUACCAGACCUAUAAUAGAUCUUUUCUAGGAACGAGUAUCGUAUCAGGGUUUCUAGGAUGGAUGGCGUUCGUAUUACAGUUAGUUUUACACAGAUAUUCUAGUUUAAAAUAUCAGGUGAAACAGUGUCAGUCUAGUCUAGUUAAUAUGAUAUUCUAUAUGAUUGGUCUAGUUGUUAUAACCUUACUAUACAUGAUGCACGCACCUGUAAUGUAUUAUGUAUAUUGUUUACUGCCAGUUGUCUUGUGGAAUAAAGCUAUACAUGGUAUAAUAGAGAACAGUAGAAGAAUGAUUAAUAAAAACAAUAUGGUUGAACUAGCCUUGUCUAUUGUUAGUACAGUAUUAGGACUACAGAUAUUGGUUGUAGGAUUUUUCUAUCGUGAAUUAUUGUCUCUAGUAUUACUAGGAAUGGCCGUUUGGCCUCUUUCUUCUUCCAAUACAGCUAGCAAGUGUACGAAGAUUGGCUGGAGUAUUAGCUGUCUCUUAUUAGCGAUAUUUCCUCUCUUACCAUUGGUCGGUCAGAAUUCAAACUAUACUUUAGUAUUAUGUUCUGGAAUAUUACAGGUCAGUAUUGGUCUGAUUAUCACUAAAAGAAAUACCACUGCUUGUUUUAACUAUAUAUAUUCAAACAUAAUGAAUUGUGUCUAUGUUUUCCAGACUAUAUUAGUUAUUUUAUCAACAUGUGUGGUGUUUGAUACUAAAAAUAGUAUCAAUGAAGGUCAAGGCCUACCAGUCACAUGUCAAAUAUUUAGUUGGACGUUACUAGUCUUAUGUCCUAGUCUACCUCUGUUAUCAUCAUGUAGUAUAGAAGAAAGAUUAUCCAGCCUGUGUUUAUCAUUUACAGCUUUAUAUCAGCUCAUGUCCAUUACUUAUGAAGGUUUGUUUCUAUCAUCAUUAUGUAUGUUGUUAUAUUAUUGGUUGUCUAUGGAAAAUGAAAACUCACAAAAUAAAUCACGUAAAAAAUUAAGUGAGAUUAGUUUUGAUAAUGAGAUUUUACUAAGUAAUAAAAAUCAUAAUGACGUCACCAGAUCUCUAGAGAUUUCAGAUCUACGUAGAACUUUCUUUUUUAUAUUUUUAACGUUAAUAGGAUUUUUUGGAACUGGAAAUAUUGCCAGUAUCAACAGUUUUGAUCCAUCAUCUGUGUAUUGUUUUUUAACUGUUUUUAAUCCUUUUGUUAUGGGAUUUCUAAUGAUGGUGAAGAAUUUAAUACCUCUAUUAAUAGUAACGUGUGUAUUUCGAGGUGUACAUGUUAUAACACGAGUACCAACAAAGGCUUUAUUUUUACUGGUACUCAUCAUGUCUGAUUUUAUGGGUUUGCAUUUUUUCUUCUUGGUACAAGACACGGGGUCCUGGCUGGACAUAGGAACUAGUAUCAGUCAUUAUAUUAUAGUUAUGACUAUGAUUAUAUUUCUUAUUCUAUUGUUUGGACUCUCACAGAUUCUUAUGACUUUUAAACUCAGAUUACGGUAA
Molecule: messenger RNA, 2784 nt
Organism: Lottia gigantea (owl limpet)
Lineage: Eukaryota; Metazoa; Mollusca; Gastropoda; Lottiidae
Exons: 28
Coding region: 1-2784 (927 amino acids)
Biological process (GO): GPI anchor biosynthetic process
Cellular component (GO): endoplasmic reticulum membrane
Molecular function (GO): mannose-ethanolamine phosphotransferase activity
Source: RefSeq, a predicted model, not a curated record